AUGAAGAACUCAAAGCAGCUGAGAGGGUCCAGUUCAAUGCACACACCGUCAGACUUCCCUGUGACAGAAAGGCAAAUACAGGUGGAGUUCUACAGGCUGCAGAAACAGCUCCAGAUAGCUGUGGAGAAGAGAAAAUCUUUCGGUGCCAGCACGAGACAACAAAUGCAAACUCAGGAGAAAGAAAUCCAGUCACUGAAGCAAGAACACCAAGAGGUGUCAUUAAUACUGAGCAAGAUCAGGUCCCUGAGAAACGCGAUUCACGAUGACAGAAACUGCAAGGAGCUGAAAAGCCUUCUGCAGACCAAGGAUCAGUAUGAUUGUCUGAUUAGAGAUAGAAAAGCCCUGGUGUCUGAGCUGGACAAUGAGAUCCUAGAGCUGCAAAAGAAGGUUGAAAGGCAAAAUGUGAUAACAAAGAAAGUGAAGCAAGCAAACUGCAGCAAAUGGCUGCAAAACCAGACUCAGACACUGGAAUUGCAUCUGAACAACGUCACCGUGUGUUUUGAUACCAUCCUGACCACCAAUAAUAAGCUCCAAGAAGAGAUCGAAAGCCUUCGAAUUCAGAAAGCCACUUUGGAUAACUUCUACUCAAAGCUCCAUAAGCACCUGGCCCAGCAGAAAAGGAGGAUGGACACUGCCAUAGAGCAGGCCACGCAGGCACACAAGCAGCGGGUAGAGUACCUGGCAAGGAUUGCAGCCAUGAAUGAAAGGCACAGACAAAACACUGCCCAGUACAACAUUGAGCUGCAGGAACGAGAACGGAUCCGUGAGCAGGAGAACAAGCUGAAAACCUUUGUGCUUGCCAAAUAUACAGAUCGCUCUGAAAUGGAGGAACAGGCCAAAAAGAAGGAAGCCUUGAAGGCAGCCCAGCGCAUGAAGCGAAGCCAAGGGGAAAGCUUUGAGAGCCGGGAGGUGACAUACAAGAGACUGCUGGAGCUGGCAGAGAAUGGGAAUAUCGACCAGCUUGUGGAUGGUUUCAUUGAAAAGGAGGGGAAGAAUUUUGCCUACUUCAGCUACGCCACAGAGCUGAACAGCGAGAUGGAGAAGCUGCAGCAGAGGAUCAAGAACCUCCAGAAUGAAAUCGCUUUCUUCACAACUGACCAGGAGAACACAGAGGCCAGCAGCCUUCAUGUCCUGAAGGAAUUAGAGGAAGAGCUCAGUCAAAACACCAAGAAAGCCAAUGACUAUGAAGACAGAUGCAAAGAAGGCAGCAAAGUCCUCGGCCAGCUCAAAUCUGCCAUUGAGGUCCUGUUCAAAGAGAACAACUGUGAUGCUACAAAGAUCAGAGAGCAACUUGGAGACAAGGGGCAGAUCACAGACUUGAAUCUGAUGCAAUAUUUGGGUCUGGUGGAGAAGAAGACCAACGAGCUGCUACUGAUGGAGUCGAUCCUGCUCUACACAGAGGCUGAUGAUGGCUCACUAACAGCCCAGUCCUUUGACAACCCUCUGCUGGGUGGUACCAAGCUCCUACAUGGCAUGGAUCGUGCCCACCUCUGCCCACCACCUCCCGCCCUGCUAGGUGCCAUUGAUGCUGCUGAUGCCUUUGAGGCACCGCUGGACCACGCACAGCUGCGUGAGCUGCUUCUCCCGAAAUACGAGCAAGGCAGUGCUGUCAGAGCAGACAAGAAGGGGAGGAACGACAUCAAGGCAUGA
Messenger RNA from Centrocercus urophasianus (Greater sage-grouse), 1650 nucleotides. It is a transcript of the gene CCDC63, whose product is annotated as coiled-coil domain containing 63. Gene Ontology annotation, biological process: cilium movement; outer dynein arm assembly. The record is from RefSeq and is a predicted model, not a curated record. The coding region runs from base 1 to 1650 and encodes 549 amino acids. Gene Ontology annotation, cellular component: axoneme. The transcript is spliced from 11 exons. NCBI's taxonomy places the organism in Eukaryota, Metazoa, Chordata, Aves, Galliformes, Phasianidae.